ACCCCCGGGUUGGUCUCUCUCUUCUCCUGCCCGUCCCACAUUAGUGCCGUCUGUGUCGGGUCUGCAACGGGGUCUCUUCAAACUGUGCCAUUUUUACAGCAUUCUUACACUUUAAAGGGUGGUGUAGACAAACACUAUUUAAGGAGGACAAGAGGGUUACUUUUUUUUCCAAAGGAGAAGGACACCUACCUUUUCCAGGAGUGAUUUGAUUCAUCAUUGUUUUGUGAGUUGAGAACAAGUGUCUGGAUUUUUACUUGGAAAUCAUUCAACUGGGCAUUACACAGGCCUAUUGUGUGCACUUAUUUAUAACUGGGGCCCGUUCUUCCUAGGGUCUGUGUGUGUGUGUGUGUGGGUGGGUGUUUGUGUGUGUGUGGGACAGAAAGGCAACGAACUCUGGGGGUGUCCGUGUGCACGUGCUAAACCAUUGCACUGCAAAGGGAGUGAUCCCUCUUUUAUCUGGUAUCAUCCCUCACUCUCCUUGUUUAUCUAUCGUCCCUCACUCUCAACCCUUUGCUCUGAGAUUAAUCAUGGCCUCCUUUAAGACGUGGCUCUUGGGACUGUUCCUAGCCCUGCUCUGCACCUUCCAGACUCCUCUUGCCCCUGGCGUCAAGGCUCAAGACCUGCCGCUGGCCCCCCAACAGGAUGUAGUAGCUGAUGACGAGGGGGAGCAUGCAGCGGAGGUAGGGGGAGAUGACGAUGAUGACGAUGACGAUGACGAUGAUGAUGAUGGGGACAGUAAAGAGGACGAUGAUGAUGAUGACGACGAUGAUGAUGACAAUGAUGACGAUGAUGAUGACGAUGAUGACGAUGAUGACGAUGACGAUGAUGACGACGAUGAUGAUGACAAUGAUGACGACGAUGAUGAUGAUGACAAUGAUGACGACGACGAUGAUGACGACGACGAUGAUGACGACGACGACGACGACGACGACGACGACGACGACGAUGAUAACGACGAUGAUGAUGAUGAUGACGAUGAUGAUGACAAAGAUGACAAAGAUGAUGAUGAUGAUGAUGAUGAUGAUGAUGAUGAUGAUGAUGACAAAGAUGACGAUGACGAUGAUGAUGAUGAUGAUGAUGAUGAUGAUGAUGAUGACGACGACGACGACGACGACGACGACGAUGAUGACGAUGAUGACCACACAGAGGCUGACGGUAAUAACGACAAUGAUGAUGAUGUGCCGGCUGCAGCUGAUGAUAAUGACGAUAAUGACGAUGAUGAUGAUGACGAUGAUGAUGACGAUGAUGAUGAUGAUGAUGAUGAUGAAGAGGAGGAAGAUGACGGUCAACUGUAUCACAAAGGAUCCCUCUGUUCAUACUGUGAAUACUGUGAGCACUGUGACACCUGCGACAAGUGCCCAUGUGCAGAGGGAGAUGAGUCUAAGCACUGUGACACCUGCCAGAUCUGCAACUUCUGCUACGUGUGUCCCGUUUGCAGCACUCUUUGCCAACCAGGUGGUUUUCUGGACGAGCUGACUGGAUCGAUCUAUAAGACUGUAGCCGACGUCUUCGAAGCUGACAAAUAAGCCCCCUGUCGCCACCAUGUGGCCAAGGAAGAUACUGCAACCAAGGGAUUGUAUUCACUGUCAUAUUUUCACUUUUAAUAAGUUAUAAGUUAUUUUUCUGUCUUUUUUGUUGUUGACUGAGAACACCGCAAACAUGCACACUGGAUGUAGAGAUAUUGGAUAUAUUGGAUACACAUAUUGGAUAUAAUGGAUAGCCUAUGGAAGUUGUGAUGAGAAUAACUUUAAUUGAGCUGUUUGUGUAUAAUUGUUAGAUGACAGGUUCAUGGUAUUCUUCUCAGGAACAUGCAUUCAUAUUUUAAAGUCAUAUCUGUGUUUCUUAAACACAGUGGGGUUGUAUGAAAUAAACUAAAAGGGGACGUUUUAAACAUUUGUGCUGUAAUGUUUUUAUGUGCACUGUCAAAUUAAAUGGAAAAUGCAGCUAGAAUUAGGCUAUAACAGAAAAAAUAUAUAUUGGCAGAUAUGAGCAAACAUGGGGUAUUUUAUAAUUUCAGCUUCAAUUGGAAGAUUCAUAUUGUGUAAUGGGGAAUAUAAGCAUAGAGUGUAAAUUGUUGACUGUCAUUGGGUAGAAUUUACAGUAUAUACUGAACAAAAUAUAAAUGCAACAUGUUGGUGCCAUGUUUCAUGAGCUAAAAUAAAUUAUCCCAGAGAUGUUACAUACACACAAAAAGCUUAUUUCUCAAAUUUGGUGCACAAAUUUGUUUACGCCCAUGUUGGUGAGCAUUUCUCCUUUGCCAAGAUAAUCCAUCCACCCGACAGGUGUGGCAUAUAAAGAAGCUGAUUAAACAGCAUGAUCAUUACACCUUGUGCUGGGGAUAAUAAAAGGCCACUCUAAAAUGUGCAGUUUUGUCACGCAACAUAAUGACAUAGAUGUCUCAAGUUUUGAGGGAGCGUGCAAUUGGCAUGCUGACUGCAGGAAUGUCCACCAGAGCUGUUGCCAGAGAAUUGAAUGUUCAUUUCUCUACCAUAAGUCGCCUCCAAAGUAGUUUUAGAGACUUUUGCCGUACAUCCAACCGGCCUCACAAUCGCAGACCAUGUGUAUGGCGUCGUGUGAGCGAGCGGUUUGCUGAUAUCAUGAUAUCAUGAUACCUUGUGAACAGAGUGCCCCGUGGUGGCGGUGGGGUUAUGGUAUGGUCAGGCAUAAACUACAGACAACGAACACAAUUGCAUUUUAUAGAUGGCAAUUUGAAUGCACAAAAUGUAUCCAAAGGAAUUUUAAAGGUAUCUGUGACCAACAGAUGCAUACCUGUAUUCCCAAUCAUGUGAAAUCCAUAGAUUAGGGCCUAAUUAAUUUUUAUUCAAUAGACUGAUUUCCUCAUAUGAACUGUAACUCCGGUAUAAUCUUUGAAAUUGUUGCAUGCUUAUAUUUAUUUUCAGUAGAUUUCUUUGUU
Oncorhynchus masou masou (cherry salmon) is the source of this 2914-nucleotide messenger RNA. RefSeq names its product serine-aspartate repeat-containing protein F. Bases 528 to 1526 code for a protein of 332 amino acids. The transcript has 6 exons. Gene Ontology annotation, molecular function: calcium ion binding. The record is from RefSeq and is a predicted model, not a curated record. Lineage: Eukaryota; Metazoa; Chordata; Actinopteri; Salmoniformes; Salmonidae.